GAUCGAUCUUUAGAAGCAGCCGGCCGGAGUCACUCGAUCAGGCAUACUGCGCACAAACUCCAAUCACCUAGCUAGCUAGCUCGGCGGCGAUGACGCUUGGGCGGGAACGGGAGCUCGUGGCGCAGCUCCACGAGCUGCUACUGCCGUCUCCCUCGACUCCGAAUCGGAGCGACGACGGUGCAUGGCCGGCGAGUAUCGUUGCCGAGCCGGUCGGCAGCGUCGAAGAAUGCUUGUUUAAGGUGGAGUCCGGCGGACUGCUGGACACCAGCCGUGCGCCUACUACGGCCGACGCGGUGUGCGGUGGGAGCAGGACGCGCCGCCGCCGGGGGAGCAAGAGAGCCCGGGACGACAAGGCCAAGGAUGAACAACACGAUGAGCCGGCUGGCGCAAAUGCACAGCCUCGUUGCAGGAAAAGAAGCAGGAAGAAGCAAGGAACCACAUCACUUGUAACAUCAGUGCCCAAUUUCAACGGGUACCAAUGGAGGAGGUACGGCCAGAAGCGAAUUGAAGGUGCCAUGUACCCCAGGUGCUACUACAGGUGCACACGAAGUGCAGAGCAAGGGUGCCCCGCCAAACGAACGGUGCAGCGCAACGACGACGGCGAUGACGACGGCAGUGGUGCCGCCCCAAAGUACACGGUGGUGUACAUGGCGGAGCACACCUGCAAGGCCAACGAUCCCCUCGAGGCGCCGGUCAUCCUCGAGACCACUGCCGCCGUCCCGAGUAAUAACAGUACUUCAUUCAUGAAGGCGGCUCGUCAUGACGCCGACGAUGCUCCUGUAUCUAGCUCUAGUCCUGCCGCUCCCACUACCGGUGCCGGGACAGAAUCUCCGACGACCUCGGAAAUCACAUGGAGCAGUACCAGCGGGCACGUCGAUGACUACAGCGGGUUGUUCGCCGUCCAUGACAGCUGGGUCCUGACACCGGCUCCGUCGUUGCUCCAGGAGACGGAGGACUACUUCACCGGACCAAUCCGGUCACCGGUGCACAUCGCGGCAGGUGGUUGGACGAUGGAUCACUACCUGCAGCUCGUUAAUGAGCCUCCUGUUAGCCAUUUCUCAGCCGGUUUCUCUUUCUAGCUACAUGGUGUGUACAUUGUGAUGAGUUAUCAGUACAGUACGGUGACUCUGAUAAGAUCCAACUGCUACUGAGCUGAGUCACAACGAACUCACAAGAGCCUUCGUAACACAUGGGAUGGUCGCCUCCGGUUAAUUACAACUGGCCGGCAGAUCAUCGCAAUUUCUAUGCUAUUAAUUGUUGGGGGAAAUUAUUAUUGUUGUUAUAUAUGCAUUACAUACGUGACGGGCCAAUACUGAUAUGACAAUUUGGCCGGCCGGGCUGGCUGAAGCCCUGAUCAAAAUCCUCAAAAAAAGUGACUGCAGGUGGGAGCCCGGCAGUGCCCGGUUACUUAAUUGCAGUACUAAAGACGUGUAUAAUGAGAUGAUGUUAGCUGUCUAGAAAAUAAAUUACUUAGGAUUUUAUUUGACGUGAAAAAAGAGAAAUAAGAUAGAGAAAUAUAUCGUCUAUUAAUUAACAGACAGUCUAAAACAUCAGACAAUCAUUCUUAUAGAUAAUAUUUUCUUUAUUAUAUGGAUGUCGUCUGUUACU
Molecule: messenger RNA, 1608 nt
Organism: Phragmites australis (common reed)
Lineage: Eukaryota; Viridiplantae; Streptophyta; Magnoliopsida; Poales; Poaceae
Product: transcription factor WRKY45-2-like
Exons: 3
Coding region: 90-1079 (329 amino acids)
Biological process (GO): regulation of DNA-templated transcription
Molecular function (GO): DNA-binding transcription factor activity; sequence-specific DNA binding
Source: RefSeq, a predicted model, not a curated record